UAUUUUGUGACAACUUUUUGCCACAUCCAAUGCCAACACCACGUCAACUCAUCAUGGCCUUCACUUGAAAGAAACAGUUACACCGUUUAGAUAAAUUUAAUGAGUAUACCUACAUCGAAAUUAAUAUUUUAUUUAUUUGUGUUUUUCAUUCUAAGCGAAUUUGCACAGCAAACGGCAAUCAUGGGGGUUUCGUACACAGACAAUGACACCACAUGUCCUAACAAAGAAGGACAUGGUGAAAACGUAAACGAAGUUAAAAUGAGUUCAAUAUACCGUAGCAAUGAAAUAUAUAAGGACUGCAGCUAUCAACUUCCUUCCAUUCAUUUAUUCAAGACCAAGAAAAGGAACCCGUUGUCCAAUCCCAAACUCGAAGCGCAAAUAAACAGAGAAUUUGCUGAGUGUAAACAAAGUUUCAAUUCACAAAACUAUUGGUCAAAGGUUUAUCAUUCACCCAUCACAGAUAGACAGUGCAAGGUAAAGCAAGUUGAACAAAAUACUAGUAGCAAGCAGUCAUCCGACAUCCAGCUCGAUACUAAUCACUUGGAAAGCCUCCAAAAUGACACAAAUAUCCAAGCCUGCCGCAGCGUUCCUACUGAAAAUAUAGCCACCUCCAUGACUUCGUUUGUCAAGUCGAAACAAUCAGUAAAGGCGCGCGUGAAGGGAUGGUACAAAAUGACUUUCCCGAGAAUGUUGUGCCCGUGCUGCACCGGCGGUGACGACGGCCCGGCCCCCUACUGCGCGCACAGUGCCGCCGGCUCUUAUGAGAGCAUAGACUUGAAGCUCUCCAACAAUGCGCUACACUCUUUAGACUUGGACGCAUCUCUUAUGAGCAUCAUACAUAUGCAUAGAAGCUUGAAACUGAAGAGAACAUCUAAAGAUUAUGCAAAAAUAAUAAGUGCUGUACUCAAUAAUACCUAUAAAAAUGCCAUUGAUUUGAUAAGCUCGAGAAAACAGUAAUUAUGAAGUUUUAAUUAAAAUGGACAAGGAAAGGAUUUAUUACUUACGUCAUAGAAGUAAAAAUCAGGAUGACAGCUGAAGGAUUUAUUUUGUCAAAAAUGACAUCAUAUCCACAAUAUCAAGUGCUACGUUUUUGUAUUUUGAAUUGAAAGUAUUGCUGAAUCAUUAUGUAAAAUUCAUCUCAGCUAUGGUUGGUCUGUAAGAAGUUGAGAGAUACCAUUAAACACCAAGCAACUUGAGUAUCACCAUAAAGUGGCUACAUUUUAGGGAUGCUGUCGCCCAUCUAUCAGUAAGUCAUUGCGGAUUUAGGGCACAUCUGCAUACCCCUUUGAAGAAUCGAAGCCGAGAGUCACAGUUCUUUGAGUCAACCGUAUCACCAAAAUGCCUACGUAGCAGGCGAAACGUUUUCUUAAUGAAUCGUUGCAAAGAGUAGAAACGUACGUGGCGCUGUUGCUUCUAAAAAGGGGUCACUAUUUACAGUUCACUGUGGCCAUGUGUGGCUGUGGUGGUAGAAAGAGGAGGAAGAAGAGUCUAAUUCUUAGGGCAAAGAAACUGUUCAGAAAAUUCAAAACAGAUUGCACAAAUAAAUUCCAAAAUAAAACAUGCCAGCGAAAACGGUCUGCACCACCCAGUUCGCAACGAACACCUGUUAUACGUAUACCGCGAGAACGCAAUAGUCCACGCAGGCCUAUUAGUCCGCAGGGUUCAAAUGUGCGACGACCGAAUGUGGCACAACCAAGUGUGGCGAAUGUGCCUCAAUCAAAUACGCCUCAAUCAAAUACGCCGGAUGUGCCUCAAUCAGAUGUGCCUCAAACAAAUACGCCUGAAGUGCCUCAAUCAAACACGCCGAAUGCGCCUCAACCAAAUACGCCGAAUGAGCCUAAACCAAAUGUGCCUUGAGCAAAUAUACCAAAUAUCCCACGAGGAAACGAACCGAACAUGUCACGAGAAAAUGUGCCAAAUAUGUCACAAGGAAAUGUGCCGAAUAUGCCACAAGGAAAUGUGCCGAAUAUGCCACAAGGAAAUGUGCCGAAUAUGCCACAAGGAAAUGUGCCGAAUGUACCAUAUGUAUCUCGGGAAAACAUGCCAAAUGCGCCAGAACAAAAUGGGUCAAAUGUACAAAAUGUGCCUAGAAACAUAAAGCGAAGAAUGUAUAGAAAUACGUCUGACAAUGGAAUCGACGUGAUGCAAACUAAUGUUUGUUAUUACACUAAAACCGGUUCAAACAUAUCCAGGUAUAAAAUGAACUCUAAUGACGUUAUUCGAACAGGCAAUUUCAUAAAAAAUCAAGGGAAGUGUGAACCAUCGCUGCAAUGUAUUUAUUUACACGAAGAUCAUCCACUGCACACACCCAGUGACCACAAGAAACUGUAUAUCCCUCAAAAAACACGGACCUUUGGCCAAUGCUAUGCUGCUCCUUUAAAACGACAAUCUAUACAAAAAACUAAACAAUCUAAAGGCAUAUUCACCGUGUUGUUUUUCUGUUGUUUAGGAGACAAAAGUCAAGGAGCUAACCUACCUAGCACUACGGUCCCGCGCUCGCUGAAUGAUGUACACGUAAUAAACUCCUUUAACUGUGACUCGUACGACUUCGGAUGCCAGUAUAGUCUGAAAUCUACACACAGUCUCGAAAUUAUCUCUCAGAUAUUGACCAGAUCGUACUCCAACAUGUCGUCAACUGAAAGCGAUUACAGUGCCAAGUGGCGGGACCGCUUCCGUAAGAAUAAGAAAACUCGCAAUGAUUUAUUUGUAAUGAUGUACGCAUUAGCACGAAAAGUUAAAGAUAAAAAAUCUAAAUUUCCGAUAAGGAAAAAAAAGAACAACGUAGUUGUACUGAGGGUGCCGAAACAAUUCAGCAAUGCUUCAAACUCCGGAACCUUAUCAAAAACACACAAUAGCGAGAAACUGGAAAAACCUUUAACGAUUAGAGAUGAAUCUUCGCAUGAACAAAUAAGUUACAACUGUGUCAGUUCACGCAAUAAAAUAUGGGGGCCAGGAGAAGUUCUUCUAAAAAAACUCUAAACCAAUUAAUUAAGUCUGUUAAUCGACAUUGCUGAAAUUAAAGGAGUCUGGCCGCGUUCGCCACGUCGGGGUGUCCAACCUGAACGCGGAGCAGCUGGCGCGCGUGUGCAGCGUGGAGCGGCCCGCGUGUCUGCAGGUGGAAGUGCACGCUCUGUGCCAGCAACAGCCGCUGCUC
Messenger RNA from Spodoptera frugiperda (fall armyworm), 3154 nucleotides. Its product is annotated as aldo-keto reductase family 1 member A1. The transcript has 2 exons. The record is from RefSeq and is a predicted model, not a curated record. Bases 1897 to 2979 code for a protein of 360 amino acids. NCBI's taxonomy places the organism in Eukaryota, Metazoa, Arthropoda, Insecta, Lepidoptera, Noctuidae. Gene Ontology annotation, molecular function: oxidoreductase activity.